Molecule: messenger RNA, 1778 nt
Organism: Rhipicephalus sanguineus (brown dog tick)
Lineage: Eukaryota; Metazoa; Arthropoda; Arachnida; Ixodida; Ixodidae
Product: cytochrome P450 3A24
Exons: 15
Coding region: 195-1778 (527 amino acids)
Molecular function (GO): iron ion binding; monooxygenase activity; heme binding
Source: RefSeq, a predicted model, not a curated record
ACCGCUAGCGCCCCUAUCACGCAGCGACCGCUGCAGAACCAACGCUUCGCGCAUUCGGAGCGCGCGCGUCCACGAGCGGCAACGACGCGUCUUCAACGGAGAGCGAGCGGACCUGUUCCUUGUGCGUGGGGCGCUGGGAACGCCCCUGUGAACGAGUGUGCGCUUGCCGAGAGGUGACCAAUAGCAGGCAGAUUAUGGCGAGCUUCCUUGGAUUACCGGACUGGUUUAUCCUCGCGGCAACGAUCUGUGUUCUUUUGUACCUGUACGCCUCUCGGGAUCGCAACUACUGGAAGAAGCAGAAUGUUACAUCAGAGCCAUUUGCGCUCAUAUUUGGUCCCACGCUAAAACUCAUGUUCCAACCUCUUCAUUUGCUUGAUACCACACGGUAUAACAAAUAUGGAAGAUUAUUUGGAACGUUCGAGACAGGCAAGAGGGCACUUUUCGUGGGCGAACCCGAACUGGUGAAGCAAGUCUUGGUCAAGGAUUUUCCUUCUCUGCCAAAUCGAAGGACAUUCAAGUUCUUCGACCCAAUGUUGGACAACAUGAUGAGCAUUGUUCCCUUGGAUCGAUGGCGGAAGAUUCGGCCAGCCUCGAGUCCAGCAUUUUCCACUGGAAAGCUCAGAAAGAUGAAUUCGCUAUUAAUGAAUGCGCUGAUUGAGGACUGCGCGGUGAUCACAUCAGAGCAUCUGAAAAAGGCGGCUGCAAAUGAGGAGGACAUCGACGUCAAACAGUUCUUCGGUAACUAUGCGGUGGACGUAAUCGCAAGAUGCGCUUUCGGCACAAGGUUGGACUCUCACUCAGACCAAACCAACGAGUUUGUCACCAAAUCGCGACAGGCGUUUUCCGGACGCGUGACGCCACGCCUUUUCGUAUUUUUUGUGUUCCCAGCUAUAGCGAGAAUCCUUGGGCUGCGACCCUUCAAUACGGACAUAUUCCUGUACUUCAAAGAGAUAUGUCUGAACAUUAUCAAGGGGCGACAGGACAGACAAUCUAGAAACGAGGACUUUCUUCAACUCAUGAUGGACGCCAGGGAAGGAAAACUUUCAUCGGCAGCAGAGAACGCUUCUGAACGUGACAACCAGCUGUUCAACCUCGGGUCAGAACUGAAACCCGACACGUCAUUUUCGUCAGACAAAACACUGACUGAGGACGAAGCAAUGGCGCAGUGCGUACUCUUCUUCUUCGCCGGCCAGGACACGUCGUCAUCUGUGAUCUCUUACGCUCUCUAUCUGUUGGCAAUCAAUCCAGAGGCACAGGAAAGACUGAGGGAAGAAGUCGACGAGUGCUUCAAUAUUCACGGAGAACACCCCAGCCUGGAUGUGAUCACGAAGCUCAAGUACCUUCAUGGAGUCGUCUCUGAGGCUCUUCGCAUGUAUCCUCCGGCCACAAGAGUCGAGCGAUCGCCCUUAGAGGACUACGUUCUGGAAGGCACAGGAAUCAAAGUGAAGAAAGGGGAUCUGAUUGCAAUCCCCGUGUACUCCAUGCACCAUGACCCGCAGUACUUUCCUGAUCCGUACAAGUUCGACCCCGACAGGUUCAGUGAAGACAACGUGGAUUCCAUCCAACCGUACACGUACCUGCCAUUCGGUGCUGGGCCGCGCAACUGCAUCGGCAUGCGCUUCGCCCUGCAAGCAGUGAAGCUUUCUAUUCUGCACACUAUUCGAAACGUCAAGGUGGUUCGCACGGAGAAGACGAAAGUUCCUCUGGAAUUCCAAAACGGUUUCAGCGUCCUCACUGCAAAGGACAUCACACUGGGAAUCCGAAAACGGGACCGAUGA